GCCAGAAACCAUUAAUGAAUUAUCUGAGGAAGAGAUCGUUCAUUUUAAUGUUGGUGGCUGGUGUUUCUCAGUUCCUAAAAGCAAAGUGGCCCAGUUUCCAGAUUCCCUGCUCUGGAAAGAGGCCUCAACCUUGACUGAGAAUGAAAACCCAAGACUAUUUAUUGACCGAGAUGGAUACACCUUCAGACACGUCCAUUAUUAUUUGCACACGUCCAAACUGUCUUUCUCUAGCUGUGCUGAACUGAACCUUUUGUAUGAACAGGCACUGUUCUUGCAGCUAAUACCUCUUUUGCAGACUUUGGACAAUUUGAAGGAAGGAAAACACAACUUGCGCAUCCGACCUGCUGAUAUACCAAUAGCUGAAAGAGCAUCUAUGAAUUACUGGAGAACACGGAAAUGUAUAAGCAAGCCACCAGAAUUUCCUCUGAAAAGUCCAGCAUUUACUGGCUUACAUGAGAAAGCUCCUCUUGGAUUAAUGGACACACCAUUAUUAGAUACUGAAGAAGAAGUGCAUUACUGUUUUCUACCACUCAGCUUGGUUGAAAGAUACCCUUCCCUGGUUAAUGAUGACAAUUUACUCUGGCUGUCUGACAAUUCCGUUCUGAUAGAAUGUGAAGGCAGUGAGUUCCGCUUCAUAGCUAAUUUUCUACGUUCAGGGAAGAUUAUUUUGCCUGACAACUUCUCCAACAUGGAAGCUCUGGAAGCUGAAGCUGAAGCAUUGGGAAUCCCUGAGCUUAUGGAAGCAAUGAAGAUCUAUAGGAGUCAACCAGAGGCCCACCCAGAGGGAACUCCCCGUUCGCAAGGCUCUGUGAAAAGCACAAUACAAAAGCAGCAGAAAGCAGCUAGCCUCCCCUUGUAUCCAAUGGUGCUUGGUCUCUUAGUCAAAUAUCCUGAUUCAGCUUUGGGACAGCUCCAUGUGGAGAACACCCUGGAUGGGAACAAGCUCUACAUAUCAGGAAACGGAGUUCUCUUUCAACAUGUCAUGAAUUGGUUAGGCACUUCCAAGCUCCCUCUGACCCGGAGUAUGUCUGAGCUUCUUGAACUCUGCUCCUAUUUGGAUCAAAUGGACAUCACUUAUCAGCCCAUGAAGGAUGCUUUGAAAACAUAUCUAAAACAAAAGACACCUAGAGAUACCAUGGGAAAAUAUGCAGACUGGACAGCAGAAAUUGAGGUCUUUUCACUCCAUCACAUUGUCAAAGUGUAUGUGGGAAGCCACUGGUAUGCGACAUACUUGCAAACAUUAUUGAAGUUUCCAGAGCUACUGUUGAAUUACAAUAAAGCAUAUUGGAUUGUUCAUGGUCAGAGUCUCUUCAUCUAUGGAGAUGGACAAAUGUUUCGACACAUCCUCAACUUCCUUAGGCUUGGCAAGCUCUUCUUGCCCUCAGAAUUUAAAGAAUGGCCUCUUCUGUGCCAGGAAGUGGUAGAGUAUCAGAUCCCUUCUCUUGUGGAAGCCCUUUCCCAGUGUGACACAUACAGAACAUGGCUAAAACAACGAGAAGCUCACAGUGAAAGUUUUCCAUUUAGAAGCCUUGAACCUGCGGUGUCAGAGAAGGAGAAAGGAUCUGGUAAAGACCCUCAAGAUAUACAGCACUCUUAUAUUGCCAUGAAUGUAAACCAAUGUGCUAAUAAUUGGAGCAGAGUCAGAGAAGCAGAAGAUGCAGAAGAGAGCGACCAGGAGAAGGACAGAUACACACGCAUUUCUCCAGUCAAGGGAGCAAAGCGGAGAAACAGCUGGGAAGGAUACUGUCAGGUCACAGAUGUGAGGGAAAAUUCUUGUGGGCACACACAGCCAGGGAGCCCCCCAAGGAAAAAAGGGGCAAAAGGCAAUUUACCGAAGAAGUCUGACUGCAAAGACACUCCUAUCCAGAGGCUCAUUUCUCUGGUGCAGGGCUGGGAUAUGGCAAAUCGCAAACACUAUGAAGCCUCGCAGGUGCCUACAUCUGUUGGAGAGCCUUCUUGCAAAAAUCCUGAAAGGAUGGCUCCCUUCAAGCUGCUGCCAGCCAGUCCCGCAAGGUUUACCACUCCUGAACAACCUGGUAAUGGCCUUGUUCUCAGAGCUGCACCAAGAGUUCAACAAUACUUGACCAACAGUGGCCAGUGCUUUCCAGGCACCCCAGCUACAGGGGGAUGGCUGCUCAGGGCUGGUGGACCAAGCAUUCUGGAACAGAUCUGUCCAGUCAAGAAGCUGAGUAGCCAGCCAGAGAGAGAGGAAGCAACAUUCUCUGAACCAGUCAAGAAGGUCAUUGAUGAGCCAUGGAGUGCUGGAUUGAUUCUUAAAGUUGAACACCCUCCAAUUGUGGCUGGUGAUGGUUCAUGCAUGUCUCAUGUAGACAGCACCCUCUACAGCACAUGCCAGGAAGGUAUCCAGCUGGCCAGUGCACAGACACAAGUGGUGGCCAAAGAUAUCGUCUUUCUGAGCUUCCCAUUGUCUCAAGAAGAGAUCUUUUAUGCCCGGAUGUGCCACUGCUUUCUCACAGAUGUCAUCUUGGACUCUAUAAGGCAGAAGGAUCCUAAGGAAAUUACUGCCCAAGUGGAGUUCUUUGUACAGAGGUUGUGGACCCUGCAGAUCACAGUGAAGGAGUUUGUGGCCAACUUACUGAAUGUGGCACCUUUUAAAGCCAAGAGUCAUACCUGUGAGAUGUUGUUGAAAUGGCUUGAGUUUACACUGCCAUUUGCCUGGAAGUACAGUUGCUGCAUUGGCCAGCUGAUAAGAAAAGGGUACUUUAAAUCAGUCUCUCAUGUUGUUUUAGGAAAAUAUUUAUACAAGUCUUAAUAAAGCCU
Molecule: messenger RNA, 2781 nt
Organism: Heteronotia binoei (common prickly gecko)
Lineage: Eukaryota; Metazoa; Chordata; Lepidosauria; Squamata; Gekkonidae
Gene: KCTD19
Product: potassium channel tetramerization domain containing 19
Exons: 15
Coding region: 374-2773 (799 amino acids)
Source: RefSeq, a predicted model, not a curated record